CAACAUCCAAUGCCUCCCGUACCCGCUGCUCCGACCCCUCGAAUUGUUAUCUACUAUCAGACACAUCACAACCCCGACGGAUCAUCGUGCUCUAUUCUUCCCAUCUUGACGAAACCAAACAUCGCCGUCACACAUGUCAACGUAGCUGCCAUCCAUUUGAACGAGGGACCUGGGAACAUCACUCUGGUUAGUUACGAAAGCAUACGUAGUACCCAAUAUUUACGCUCGCUAACAGACCGACAACCACAGAAUGAUCAUGCCCCGGACAAUCAGCGCUAUGCCACCCUUUGGGCAGAACUUCGAGCCCUCCAGGCUGCAGACAUCAAAAUCCUAGGAAUGGUAGGUGGUGCAGCCAAGGGUAGUUUCGAGCGACUGGAUGGCGACGAAAACACUUUCGAACUAUACUACCGUCCUCUGCGAGAUCUGGUGCGAAAUAUGGGGCUCGAUGGCUUGGAUCUGGAUGUAGAAGAACCAAUGUCGCUGAGAGGAAUCAUACGGUUAAUUGACCGUCUGAAAUCGGAUUUCGGAGAGAGUUUUAUCAUUACGCUGGCACCUGUUGCGGCGGCCCUCAUGUCCGACAAUCAAAAACACAACCUGAGUGGAUUUAGUUACGAGGCGCUGGAGGUAAUGAGGGGAAAGCAAAUCGGCUGGUACAACACGCAAUUCUAUUGCGGAUGGGGCGACCUGAGCAAAACCGAUGGCUUCGACUUUAUGGUUGCGAGAGGAUACCCCGCCAAUAAAAUCGUCGUAGGCAUGGUCACGAAUCCCGGAAAUGGAAGUGGAUGGGUGCCAUUUGAGGUUCUACAAGAAGUCUUGAUAACCUUGAAAUUAAGAUAUCCGGGAUUUGGCGGGGUCAUGGGCUGGGAGUAUUUCAAUUCUUUACCGGGCGAUUGUCUGAGACCUUGGGAAUGGGCUGCUUUCAUGACCAAACACGUUCGUAGCGGUUUGCCUUCCACAGUCAUGCCUGGACCUUCCGUGUCAAUGGCGAGUACGACUGGCACGCAAAAUCCAUUCCGGCUUCUGGACAAUUCAAAGGCGAAGGAAGACGCUCCUGUACCAAAAGACUUUGAAUAUUACUCAGAUGGACGUCUUGGGGAAUAGGGCAUCUUCGGACGUAAAUCCAACACGAAGCAACCAAUCAGUGUGCCUCUGCUGUGUUUCCAUUCAUCUUUGAUACAGUAUUCUACAAAUGAUGCUCAAUUUCUCACGAAACAUAGCAUAGAGGAAACCGGGGCAUCCCUUCACUCUGUGCCUACCCUCACUACAAGCUUUCUGCCAUCGCUCUUACGCGUUUCAAAAACUUCAAGCCCCUUGAGCACUUCCUCAACACCGAUGGCUCCCACUUGCUCGUAUUUCAUUGGUUCCAAGUUUUUGUACACUGACAGCUGCUCCGAAUUUGGGAUGAAGUUGGCUAUCUCUCGAUUUACGACGUCGGUGGGGCCGCCUGACUUGCAGAUAAGACCAAGAGAUAUCAUGUAUGCUUCAACAUCUCUGUUUGCAUCGAGUGGUGCACUAGAAAUGCAUUAAACCAAGUU
This is a messenger RNA of Hymenoscyphus albidus, 1535 nucleotides long. The record is from the annotation of a GenBank genome assembly. Lineage: Eukaryota; Fungi; Ascomycota; Leotiomycetes; Helotiales; Helotiaceae.